Esox lucius (northern pike) is the source of this 3366-nucleotide messenger RNA. RefSeq lists its product as uncharacterized. NCBI's taxonomy places the organism in Eukaryota, Metazoa, Chordata, Actinopteri, Esociformes, Esocidae. The coding region runs from base 79 to 3117 and encodes 1012 amino acids. The record is from RefSeq and is a predicted model, not a curated record. The transcript has 18 exons.
ACUUGAUCCAGCUGUUGUCAGGGCAACUAAUCUAACCAUGGCGAUAGUUUGUAUAAUUAAUUACUCUGCUGUGUAAACAUGGAGCAGGGUGUGAUGUUGGAUCAGUGUGUAGGUGCGUUGUGCCAGUCUUUAGGUCGUUCCCUGGGAGGGCCACUGUCUCUUCAGGAUGUGUGCGUACUGUUCUAUAAAGUGUUCCAUCUACAUACAGGCUUGGAGGAUGCACACACAGCUAUAAAGAAGGUUGCAGGGAAUGGUGAGGGUUUGUCCUGCGCUGAAGGAAAGGUUUUAGACGUUCUUCUAGAGAUGGAGAGAGAGCGAGAAAGGAGAGAGGAGAUCUUCUGGGACCUUCAGUUUCUCAAAACAGGAAAUCUCAGAGACCUGUACCACACAGACAGAACAGACACACAUACAAGAGACAGACACAACACGCAUCUCUACCGAGACUUGUACCACACCACUGAUUACAGGGAUGACGACCGAGAAACCAACAACCUGCCCACAGAGAAAAGAAAGAGGGACGGGGGGAAAGGAAAGGAAAGAGGUGUUUUUGAGUGGAGACUGAGGAAAGCUGCUAGACAGUGCUGGGCCAGACUGGUGCAGGAGGGUGUGUAUGGGGUCUUGCCUUCUCUGAGAUGUGGUCAGAGGUCAGGGGUGAGAGGUCAGGCGUUGGGAUGUGUCUCAAUGUCAGACCUCCUCCUUUUGGUGGGAGUGAAGUAUGACGCCGUCAUGCACACACUCUACACAGAGAUGCUGCAGGAGCACUAUGGGCUGGCUGUUUGGGAGACUCUGUUGCCGUGGGAGCGUGGACAAAGAGAGGCGGAGCUAGGUUUGCUAUGGGAGGAGGCUUGGGAGUCAGGUGACAUGCUGAGACUUUGUGACCUACCUGGAGCCUUCAGGGUGAACAGGUGCAGUGAGGGCGUGUCUCUAAGGGGCUGUCCUGAUCGGGUGAAACCAAGUGAACAGUCUUGGUCAGCUAUCUCUCUACUCACUGAAAUACACACCAGCCUUGAUCAUGAGAAAAAAACACUUACAGCCCUGGCAAAGAGGCUGGACAGGGAGACCCUGCAGCUGAUGGGACUGUACGCCAGCCUGGCCACCAUCAGAGCUCAGAGGGAGACAGUGUCCCAUAGUGCACUGCUAGCAGCCCGACAGGACUGGGGGAAAUGGCCCAGUAUGAAGAGAUCCCACAGUAUAAGUCAGGCUCAGCUCUGGCUGGAGAAAGAUGUGGAGGAGGAAGAAGUCAAGGACGAGGCCCCUAUCUCUCCACAACAGGUGGUGCUGAGGUGUCUGGUACUGAGUCAGGAGUGGGAAAGAAAGUGCCUGCUGAGGAUGCUCCACAGGGUCUCCCAAGAUGAAUUGCAAGGGCCAGGAGAGAAGAAGUCACCUACAGAGGGUGUGUUACCAGAGCAGGGCCAGCGGAGAGAGGCAUCUCUGAGAGAGGGGUUUAUAAAGAGGCUAAGACACACACACACCAUCCUCCAGCUCCAGUCCUGUCAUCAGCCCCCGCCAGUUCAGGGCUCUACCCCGCCCCAGUCCCAAUGGGGAAACUGUGCUUUGGUCCUGUUGGUUGAGCUGAUGGAUCUCCAUGAGGCCCAGGUCGCUGCAGUGCUGUCCGCUCUGCAGGAAAGGAGUGAGCAGCGCCUGUUGGCUCUGAGAACGGAAUAUGAAUCUGAACUCCGAGAGCCUCAUCUGCCCUGCUUGGUCACACUCCUCACCCGUGACCCAUGCCUGAACUCUGACCACUGCCUGGGGCCCUCUAAACUAAUUCCAGUCCAGAAGAGGUACUCAGCUGUCCUACCCCCAGACCUGAGCAGUGGUAAACCAGACGAUCAACACACUAAGGACCUUUGUACAGACUGUGGGACCACCAUGAUCCCAGAAGACCUGCCCUACCUGGAGAUCCUGUGUGUUUCACACAGCCUUGACUCGCCCAACAAAAACAAUGACUUCAACACACACACUGCAUCUGAAGAACUCUCUGCAGAGCAAGAGGUGUGUAAUAUGCCAGGGGCGAGGGAAAGCAGCCCCAGAAAGACUCCUCAGAGCUAUGAGAAGCAGGAUUCUCUCAUCGCUCUGGCCUGGAGCAAGCCACCCGAGGGAGACACGGAGCAGAACACAGGAACCGUGGACAUGUCUCCGGCAGAACAAGAAGUCGGUGUACGAGAAAAGAUUGGGCACUGUGGCACGGACAGCAGCCCCAUAUGCACACAGUACGACACACCCGGACGCAUCCAUUGCAACGGCACAGCUGGAAACAGACAGUGUGAGGACACAGCCACAAACCAGGUGGAAGUGUUGGACCGGUCUCUGUUCCAGUCCGACACUGUGGUUCAGCAGCUCUCCCUGCCUACAGACCAGCACCUGACCACAGGCCAGGAGCCAGAGCUAGGGCCCUCAGAGGAGACAAAAAGUGCUCCAGCUGAUGACACCUCUGUCACUGAGGUGAUUCCAACGUGGGACAGGUGCCGUCGGGGGUCAGGAGCGGACCGGGGGUCAGGAGCGGACCGGGGGCCUGAGGGACACAGUGAAGGCAGCACUGCGGUGGGAGCCAAUGGGAGUGCUCACCCGGGCUCUGUGGGCGGAGAGACGGAGCACUGGGCCCUGAGUGGACUUGUCCCCCCUACAUCAGACCAGGAGACCCACAGCACCCCACACACUACUCUGGAGGGAGACGAAGCAAUUGGGAGUGUAAUGGAGAGAGAGAGGACAUCGGAGUCUAUCUCUGUGAUGGAGAGAGAGAGGACAAUUCGCUGCCUGGUUGAUCUGCAGAAGAAGAUGGAACAGAAACAGAACAGAGACAGAGAGAGACAACUGCUGAGGGUCCAGGAGCGACUGUCAAUCAUCCAGAACAGGAAAUCCCAGGAAGACCUGAUGGGCCUCAGGCAGACUGACAGACUCCAACACCUCACACACAACCUGCCCCUGGAGGACAAGAGCCAGAAGACGGUGGUCAGAGAGAGACUGGAGCAGAUGAAGAGGGAACGCUCCUAUGUCAUGCAGUCCAAACGAAACAGGAACACAGCAGGUUUUAAGGAGCUGCUGGGCCCAGUGGGACUCCACGGUGUAGAGACUCAUGAUCCUUCUGACCGUACACCUAAUGAUUUACAGGCAGUCUAAUAUAGAUAUUUUGUUCAAAAUCAAAUGGAUGGUGGUGUUAUUCACAUACCAGGAACUUCAACUGGUAACCAGAGGCAACAGUAAACACCAUGUUAGCAGCAAAUGAUAGAGCUCCCAGGAUUUAUGCUGUGUAAACUACAAAAAAAAAAAUCUUUGCGUUUUAUCCUUCAAUCCAUCAACACACUACUACUGCCACUAAACCAGCCGUACUUGGAUUCAGUUCAGUCAGUUUUUGUGUGUGACUCGGGU